AUGUCCCCUCGUGUCUGCCACGCCUACUUCCUCUUCGUUUACCAUCUGUACAUGGCCGAGCUUCACCCUCUCAUUCAAUCCACCUCUCCCUUUGACUUUUCUACAAUGCAGACCAACACUUUGAUUGCAGUCCUACUUGCUGUUGGGCUCGCUGGGCCUGCCAUACUAUGUUUGGCGUGGUUUUGGUACGCCAGACGCGUGAGAAGAGGAUUUGCUGAAGGGCAGUGGAUUUCCAGAAGGAAUCGGGAUCGUGCCCAAAACCACUUCGAUGCUGAGAGAGGUGGUCAGAUCAAGGGUCCUGUUUGGAUCCCAAAUUAUACCGCGGAAGGGUGGUGUCGCCCCAAACUCUCAGACUCAAUUCCACUUCGCUCACCAGAGUAUGUUCACCUCCGGGAUCAACGCAAAGGCCGCCAAAAUUCUGACCAGCGCUUCGAAGACCCAAACCGAAUCGUAUCUAGUCCUCCCCCGAAACGCCCCAACAAUCCGUAUCAGCAGCAACCAAAGCCUCUGUCCAAAAGACAACAAAAGAAACUACGGGCCCAGGAGAAGAAAAAGCAGCAGCAAGAGGGUCAGAACCAACCGAACAAUCAAGACCACAGCAAGGGCAAGUGGUCACAACGUGAUCAAGGCAAGCCAGCUCAAGACUGCCACGUUGAGCCUGAUCAAGGCAACUGGGGCAGCAACAAGCAAAACAACUGGGGGAGCGGAAACCACAAUCAAAGCCAGAACAAGGGGAAUAGAUCACAACGUGAUCAACAGAAGACGACUCCUGACUGGAAUCCCGAGCCAGAGCAAGGCGACUGGGACGCCAAACCGCAAAGCAACUGGGCCAACGGAGACGAGAACGAUAACCACAAUAAUCAGAAUACAGAAUGGGGACAUGAGGCCAAAGGAAAAAAGCGCAGCAACCACAAGCAGGGCAACGGAGGCAAUAACAAUGGCAAUAACGAUGGCUAUCGCUCUGGUGGCAGCUAUAACAAUGGCUUUGUCAACAACACCCAAAGACAGCAGACUACGACUUGGUUCAUUCAAACCAACCCGAGAUUGCGUGGGGAGAUCACGGAGGACAUCAUGGGCAACACCGAAAUGGUAGCAAUGGACAUGACAAUGGUAAUGGCAAUGGCUAUCACAACAAGAGGUCUCAACACCGGAGUUCAAGAAAUCCAUCGAACCACAACUGGCAAAAUCAUCAAGCGAAUGAAACCUGGGGGCAAGACAACAAUCAACCGAGCAACAAUCAGGGAUCUCAUCGAACAGCAGCAUGGGGCCAAUCGAACGAGGGCAAUGACUGGGACAAAAAUGACAAUGCGCCAAAGCAGAGCCGAGUGGCAUGGAGCGAAAACAAAGGGACCGCAGGAGAUUGGGGAGGCGGAUACCAUCACAAUAACAGCCAUGGAUGGGGCCAUGAUGGCAAUGAUCAAGUGA
Messenger RNA from Penicillium arizonense, 1425 nucleotides. RefSeq lists its product as uncharacterized. The coding region runs from base 1 to 1425 and encodes 474 amino acids. The transcript has 2 exons. Lineage: Eukaryota; Fungi; Ascomycota; Eurotiomycetes; Eurotiales; Aspergillaceae. The record is from RefSeq and is a predicted model, not a curated record.